AUCGGUGACGACGAAUUUGAGUUUGCCGGACGGACGCGACACUGACGGCGAGCUGCACUGAAACGGCACUGUGCUGGAUAGGUGUGAAUGCGCGCAUAGAAAACGAAUGAAAUAAUAUCAGUAUCCGUGCACGGUGUUGUGCCGGCACUGAACCGGACCGGAUAUGUGUGAAUAGUCCUUUAUGAACUUAAUAAAAAAAAAAAACAUCAAACCGAUACAGAGCGAACAGAAAACGUAUUUUGUAAAUGGGCUAAAAUCACACAAAGUUUUAUUUCAGUAAAAUGGAAUUUUGUCUUGCACGAGAUGAGAUACCAAAUGAGCAAGAACCAGAAAACAUUCCUGUAGCCUUUUGCUCAUCAUCCGAUCCAACAAUCGGUUCCCCAAUAAAACUCGAAUAUCAGAUAUGUGAUAAGGAAUUCACACAGGAAAGUGAUCUCCAUAAAGACGUCUUAGUAGCUGAAGGGGAACAGGUUUAUACUUGCGAAAUUUGCGGUGAACAAUUUUCUUUGAAGAAAGCCUUGAAGAAGCAUAUGAUCAUUCAUACUGAAGACAAACAGUUUAAGUGUAAUGUGUGCGGCAAAGGAUUCCAGUAUUAUCAGCUAUUAAAGGACCAUACAAAUAUUCACACUGGAGAGCGUCCGUACAAUUGCACUACAUGCGAAAAAAAAUUCUCGUCUAAAAAUAUGCUUAUUAAUCACAUGCGCACUCACACAAGCCAGCGUUCGUACAAAUGCAGUGUAUGCGGAAAAGAAUUUGCCAUUAAGGAUUACCUAGCUAGACACAUGUCUAUUCAUCAAAGUGAUUACAAACAUAAGUGCGAAGUGUGUGGCAAAGCCUUUUAUAAUGGUGCUAACUUCGCGAGACACCAACGCAUUCAUAUGAAUCAGAUGUUUAAAUGCACAAUAUGCGAGAAAGAUUUUUCCAAUAAGUAUUCUUUCAGCAGACACAUGAAAAUUCAUGCGACCGGUUACGAUUAUAAGUGUGAUGUUUGCGGCAGAGGAUUCCAGAGCAAAUUACGCUUGAAAGACCAUGAAAACAGUCAUACAGGAGAGCGACCGUACAAAUGCACUGUAUGUGGAACAGAUUUCGCGACUCAAUCUGCCCUUUCCAGACACGGAUUUAUUCACGAAAAGGAUUACAAGUACAAGUGUGAAGUAUGUGGUAAAGGCAUGAAUGAUAGAUCUAGCUUCGUGAGACACAAACGCGUUCAUACGAACGAAAAGUAUAAAUGCACCAUAUGCGAGAAAGAUUUUUCCACUAAGUAUUAUCUCAUCACACACAUGAAAAUUCAUGUGGAUGAUUACGAGCAUAAGUGUGAUGUGUGCGGCAAAGGAUUCAUCUUCAAAUCAUUCUUGAAAGACCACGAACAUAUUCACACAGGUGAACGGCCUUACAAAUGCACUGUAUGUGGGAAAGACUUUCAUCAGAAAAGAAAACUUUCUUUACACAUGCACCAUCACACAAAUGAGCGACCGUACAAAUGCACCGUAUGUGGAAAAGAUUUUACUACUAAGUAUUACCUUAAUAAGCACAUGCUUAGCCACAGGGCAUUAGUGUGAUGUGGAGGUAAUGUAUUUGACAUUACAAACGCAUACCGAACCUUAGCAUAUGAAUAAUAUUCAAGGCGAACAUAAUCUGACUGGACACAUGUGCACAGAUAAUUUAAAGGGUCUCAAAUCCGUUCCUACAAAUAAGUGCCCGUUAAAAAAAAGCAUCUGAAAAAUAUUUAUUUGAAGCUGCAUUUUCGCAGUCAUAAAACUUUCUCGGCUGAUUGUGAAAUACAUUAUUUUUAUUGAUUUAUUUAGCUAAGGCUUUAACCAAUGGGUCAUUCGCCGGGGGCUGACGACUGAAAUACAUUUCAUUUCGAGAAUCUAGUUUUGAUAGUUGGUUUGUUUUGUCUCUAGAGGGGAAUACGUUCGUUGGUUGGAGCAUGUUGCGGUAUGAUGAGUGCUCACUUCAGCCAGGUCGAGGUGAAACAUCCUCUAACCUGAUUGAGCAUUAAAAUCAUGGUCACUAUAAGAGCAAAUUCAGCAGCUGCAAGUUUCAUAAGGGUGGUCUAUAUGCCCCGUUUACACUUCUGCUGGCUGCCAGCAUGCUGGUGUCAGUGUACUGCCCUCUUAGGAAAAAAACGUUCAACGGUGGUCCUUCGUUGGUCUAAUACUUUGGAUCAUUAGACCACAGUUGAACGUUUUUUCCUAAGAGGGCAGUACACUGACACCAGCAUGCUGGCAGGCAGCAGAAGUGUAAACGGGGCAAUAAUGUAAAUGAAACUGAAACAAACGUAUCCCCAGCAAUCCGUUUUAGUUUUAUUUAUUCGACCAGUUCUACUGUCAAAUUUAAAACUGGUAUACAUUGCCGUUCUAUUUUUUCU
Molecule: messenger RNA, 2371 nt
Organism: Malaya genurostris
Lineage: Eukaryota; Metazoa; Arthropoda; Insecta; Diptera; Culicidae
Product: zinc finger protein 665-like
Exons: 2
Coding region: 282-1559 (425 amino acids)
Biological process (GO): regulation of transcription by RNA polymerase II
Cellular component (GO): nucleus
Molecular function (GO): DNA-binding transcription factor activity, RNA polymerase II-specific; RNA polymerase II cis-regulatory region sequence-specific DNA binding
Source: RefSeq, a predicted model, not a curated record